This is a messenger RNA of Paramecium pentaurelia, 2530 nucleotides long. The record is from the annotation of a GenBank genome assembly. Lineage: Eukaryota; Ciliophora; Oligohymenophorea; Peniculida; Parameciidae.
AUGUCAUAGAAUGAAAAUGAGAUUUAUAGAAGAAUCAAAUUACUGGGAGAAGGUUCUUUUGGAAAGGCAUAUUUGGUGGAAUGCAUUCAAGAUGGAACUCUUUGUGUCAUCAAAUAAGUAGAUUUAAAUUAAAUGAAAGAAGAUGAAAGAAGAGAAACAAUUAAAGAAGCAAGAAUAUUAGAAGCUUUAAGACAUCCUAAUAUAGUUAAAUUUAGGGAAGUCUAUAAAACAAAAAAAGGUAGGUUAUGCAUUGUAAUGGAUUAUGCAGAUGGUGGUGAUUUAAGCAAUAAAAUCAAAUAAACAGGAUCCUGUCUAUUUAGUGAAGUAUAAAUACUAGAUUGGUUCACUUAAAUAUGUUUAGCUAUCAAACAUGUUCAUGAUAGAAAAAUCAUCCAUAGAGAUUUAAAAACCUAAAAUAUAUUUUUGACUCAAGAUGGUAUUAUUAAACUUGGAGAUUUUGGAAUAGCUAGAGUUUUAAAUCACACAAGAGAAAAAUGCAAAACAAUUGUAGGAACUCCUUAUUAUUUAUCCCCUGAAAUUAUUGAAAGUAAAGAUUAUUCAUUCAAAACUGAUAUUUGGUCUUUGGGAAUUAUACUCUAUGAACUCUGUGCACUUAAACCUCCAUUUAAUGCAGAAUCCUUACAUGGAUUAGCCCUUAAAAUUGUUAGAGGUCAAUAUAAUCCUAUUCCUGAUAAAUUUUCCACUAAUAUGAGAUAAUUAAUCUCCUCUUUACUCUAAGUUGAUCCAAACAGAAGACCAAAUAUUCAUGAAGUUUUAAAGAUGUAUAUUUCAUUUAUUAAUUUAGGCCAAUAAUAGUUAACAGAAUCAGAAGUGUCUUAUCUGAAAGUAUAAGAAAUGUUGAGUUUUCACAUACUAUUUUACACAAAUAAAAUUUUGUUAAUCAUAAUUUGAUAGUUCCAUAUGAUACAGAGUUGAGAAGUGUAUGUUCAUAACCGAAUCUUGGCAAAAUUUAAUAACAAUAACCAGUAUAAUAAUAUUAAUAAUAAUAAUAAUAACCUAGCAAUUAUUUAUUAGCAUUUAAUGCAAGAGGAUAGCCAUAAAAUAAUUUAUUAAAACAGAAAUAAUUAUAUUAAUAGCAUUUACCAUAAGUAAAUAUUUUAUUAAAUUAAUUUAGAAUUACGAUUACAUAUCUAAACCAACAUAAUAAAAUUAUAAUCCAUAUAUGAAUUAUUAGAAAUACCAAUAUAAUAAAUAGCAAUAAUAACAAUAAUAAUAAUAAUAAUAAUAAUAAUAAUAAUAAAUUUAACCAUUAUAAAUUAAUAAUAGACCUAAUAUUUCACCAUUAAAUCCUUAAAGAAAUGAGAAGUCACCUUAUUAUGAAGAUAGAUCACCAUUAAACAAAUCUCCAUUUAAUAAAGAUAAUAGAGACAAAUCUCCAUUUGAAAUAUAAAGAGAAUAAGUCAGAUAAUAAAUUAAAAGAAAUGAAGAAAAAUUUUAAUAACUUUAAGAAAAUAAAUUAAAAUACUUAUAACCAGAUAAGUAUGAAUUACCUAAAUUAUCUAGAGAACCGUAUUCAUAACCAUAAAUACAAUAUAAAUUUUAAAAAUAAUAAUCUGAUCCUGUGUCAAUCAAAGACCCAAUUAGAUUAGAACCAAUUAAUAAUAAUUAAUAAUAACAAUAAUAAUAAUAGUAACAAUAAUAACAAUUAUAAUAAUAAUAAUAAUAAUAAUAAUAAUAAUAAUAAUAAUAAUAAUAAUAAUAAUAAUCAUAAAAAUUUGAUUUGCAAUAAAAAAUAGAACAAUAAUUAUAAUCAUAAUAUCCUUCAUCCUCUAGAGAUCAAAAAGAAUAAAGAGACAGUGUAUAUUAAGCACCUUAAACUGAAAGAGUACAAGUAGCAUAAUAUAUUUCCCAACCUCCUCCUACUUAAUAAUAAAGCGAUCCAAUCUAAAAAACUGAAUCAGUCAAACCAAGUAAAUAAUAAUUAAAGGAAAGUUAACUUAUAUUAUAAGAAAUAAGAGAAAUAAAAAAUGAUAAUAAAGAUGAUAGAGAAAAGAUGAAAUAAUUAAUGGAAAUGAAGAGAUAAAGAAAUAGUAAUACAUAAUCUGAAAUUUAAGAAAUUAUUAAAGAAGCAUCAAAAAAUUCUGAUGAAUAAGAAGAUGAAGCAUCACAAUUAUUAGCAGAAUUAGAAGAUAUAGUUAUAGCCGCAGAAGGUGGAGAUGUUAAACAUUCAUAAGUAAUUAAUGUAGGUGAUUGUGAUUUAAUCAAUAUAUAACAAUCAGUUAGAGAAAGUGUAGAUAGAGAAGAUGAUGAUAGUUUAGAAUAGAAAUCGAAUGCAUCAAAUGAAAAUGGAGAAAGAGAAAGUUUUCAAGAUGAUGAAGAUAUUAUUUGUGAAACACCAAAAGAAUUGCUUUAUCAAUUACUAUUAAAAUAAAUUGGUUAAGAAUAAUUGACUAAAGCAUUGAAUAAAAUAUAAAAUGCAUACUCCCAAGAUUAUAUCAAUCUAAUGCAAAAUGGUUUAGAUGAAUUGUAAUAAUAUAAAGCAUUAAUAUUCAUGUAUGAAUGCAUGUGA